AUAGUUACUUAGUAACUUUUUUUUUAAGAAUAAAAAUCUAAAUUGAAAUACACAACCUUGUGCACUCGUACACUUUUCCAGUUUUCCAAUUUUUCCCUCGGAGAGUGGCAUUAUUCAAUGACAAAAAAAAUCGCACUAAAAACACAGAUUGCGCUUGUGCCGAACCUGUUCGGUAUUGUAUAUUUUCAAUUACGUUACGCAGCGGCAAGUGCGAUUGUGUAGUGUGCUUUGCGACCAGUCCGAGCGAUGACUUGGCCAAUGCAUCAAGACGCCGCCGCCGCUGUUUUACGGAGGACUAUGGUGCUGCUACUUUUGCUGUUGACGUUCUCCUUGUCGUCGUUUCCAUCGGUCACUGCUGAGUGCCUGGACAAAUGCAGGUGUGAUGGUGCUGAGAUCUACUGCAAUUUCAUGAAACUGGACCGGAUUCCCGACCGCAUAUCUCCGGAUACCGAAUUUCUGGAUUUAAGAUACAAUCUGAUAAGAAACAUUCCACCUGGGAUAUUCGAUUCAUUAACGUCGUUGAGUUAUUUAACGUUGAACGACAAUCAAAUAAGUAAUUUGAAAAAUGGUGCAUUUGCAAACCUUUCGAAGCUUCAGACAUUGUAAGAAUAUUGAUUAACAAAUACGCUAAUGGUUAUAUUAUAUUUAUUUAUAUAAUAUUAUCAUCUA
Messenger RNA from Acyrthosiphon pisum (pea aphid), 669 nucleotides. Its product is annotated as decorin-like. Gene Ontology annotation, cellular component: plasma membrane. The coding region runs from base 247 to 606 and encodes 119 amino acids. Gene Ontology annotation, molecular function: protein binding. The record is from RefSeq and is a predicted model, not a curated record. The transcript is spliced from 3 exons. Lineage: Eukaryota; Metazoa; Arthropoda; Insecta; Hemiptera; Aphididae.